Messenger RNA from Sphenostylis stenocarpa, 2004 nucleotides. The record is from the annotation of a GenBank genome assembly. NCBI's taxonomy places the organism in Eukaryota, Viridiplantae, Streptophyta, Magnoliopsida, Fabales, Fabaceae.
AUGGUGAAGACUCAGUUUGAGGAAUUGCUGUUGAUCCCUCUCAUAAUGCCCAUGGAUGCCACAACCAGUGGAACCCCCACUAUCCAAUACCAUAACAUCCCUGAUCAGCCAAUUACUACCAUUGUUGCCACACAACUGCCUACAUUUCAACGGCAGCAACGCCAUUGCUUUGGGGACUCCAGUCCAGGAGAGUUUCCCUUGUCUGCUAAUCCCUCCAUUGUCCUUCAUGUACUUACAUCAUGUAACUUGUAUCCUCAAGACCUUGCUAAACUAGAGACAACAUGCUCCUUCUUCAAGAAGCCAGCAAACUUUGCUCCAGAUUUCAAUUUGUCCUUGUCAGAGCUUGCUGCAUUGGACAUGUGCCAGAAGAGAGCCAUUUUUAAGCCAAUGACGACAGAACAACAGCAACAGUUGAAGCAAAGAUGUGGCGGUUCUUGGAAAUUGGUUCUGAGAUUUUUGCUGGCUGGAGAAGCAUGUUGCACAAGAGAAAAAUCACAGGCGAUAGCAGGUCCUGGUCAUAGCAUUGCUGUGACAUCAAAAGGGGUUGUUUAUUCAUUUGGGUCCAAUAGUUCAGGACAACUUGGGCAUGGUACAACUGAAGAGGAAUGGCAACCUCGACCAAUCAGAGCUUUACAAGGCAUCCGGAUUAUACAUGCUGCUGCUGCGACUGGGAGGACAAUGUUGAUCAGUGAUUCUGGGCAGGUCUAUGCCUUUGGGAAAGACUCUUUUGGUGAAGCCGAGAUUGGAACGCAAGGAUCUAAAAUGGUUACAACUCCACAAUUAGUUGAAUCUUUGAAAAACAUAUUUGUUGUGCAAGCUGCAAUUGGAAACCUUUUCACAGCCGUAUUGUCAAGAGAAGGCAGGGUUUAUACGUUUUCUUGGGGUAGUGAUGGCAAACUCUGUCACCAUACCGACCCAAAUGAUGUGGAACCCCGUCCUUUAUUAGGAGCUCUGGAACACAUACCAGUAGUGCAGAUAGCUGCCGGAUUCUGCUACCUCCUUUGUUUAGCUUGUCAACCAAGUGGAAUGUCUGUCUACUCUGUUGGGUGUGGUUUGGGUGGGAAGCUUGGCCAUGGCUCAAAAACUGAUGAGAAGUAUCCUCGCUUGAUUGACCAAUUCCAAACGUUAAACCUUCAGCCGAAGGUGGUUGCAGCUGGUGCUUGGCAUUCAGCUGUCGUAGGGCAGGAUGGCCGUAUUUGCACAUGGGGGUGGGGUCGUUAUGGCUGCUUGGGUCAUGGUAAUGAAGAAUGCGAAUCUGUACCUAAGGUGGUGGAGGAGUUGAGAGAUGUCAAAGCAGUUCAUGUUGCUACAGGAGAUUACACCACCUUUGUAGUGGCUGAUAAUGGUGAUGUGUAUUCAUUUGGUUGUGGAGAAUCUGCUAGUCUUGGCCAUAACCCUGAGAAUGAUGAGCAGGGAGACAUGCAUGCAAAUGUGUUAACUCCAAAGCUUGUGACUUCAAUGAAUGAGAUAAAUGACCGGGUGGUGCAGAUUAGUCUGACCAAUUCCAUAUAUUGGAACGCUCAUACCUUUGCCUUAACUGAAUCAGGGAAGCUGUAUGGCUUUGGGGCGGGGGACAAAGGACAACUUGGCGUAGAGCUUGGUGCCAACCAGGCUGAAAGAGGAAAGCCAGAGCUGCUUGAUAUUGAUCUUGAAAUGGCACGCGCAUGCUGUGUUGUGGUUCUGGCCCUUCUAAUGUUCGCCAUCAUUGGCCUCGCCUCUGCGGAGAAGGCGUCACCGCCAGCUGAUGUCUCCGCCGACGACUAUGAGACCGAUGACUACACCAUUGGAGCCAUCAGCAAAGGAGCUGCUUCUGCACCCGGCGGUGUCGUCGCUGCACCCCUUGGUGGACCCGUGCCUCCCGGUGCUUUUGCCGACGCCAAGGGUGGUGAUUCUACCCCCACCGUCGCUUCCGCUUCCGCCUCCGCCGCCGCCUACUCCCUCGGACACUUCUCCGCCAUCGCUGGAGUUGCCUCCGCCGCUCUCGCCGCCGCUUUCUACUUCUAA